Ustilaginoidea virens is the source of this 354-nucleotide messenger RNA. RefSeq lists its product as uncharacterized. NCBI's taxonomy places the organism in Eukaryota, Fungi, Ascomycota, Sordariomycetes, Hypocreales, Clavicipitaceae. The transcript is spliced from 3 exons. The record is from RefSeq and is a predicted model, not a curated record. Bases 1 to 354 code for a protein of 117 amino acids.
AUGCCAGAGCCUAGCGUCAGACAACCGGGCAACGGUGUCUCUGUUCAUCCUGCAUGCAGCCCUUUGCAUUUCCUCCCGUCACACAGGUUCGCCGGCCAAUACGGUGUGGGACAGCAAAUGCCCCAAACCCUAUUAUGUUGCCCUUUCAAAGCUCCUCCUUGUGGUCCUCGAAGGUAUAUUUUCAAACGACGGCUGAGCGGCUGGCCCACUUCUUCUUCUCCCACCAAACCCGAAUUCCCAGCAGCGGCAGCCCGCCAACAGGGACGGAUCUCUGAGCUCUACCUGCAUCCAAACACAGUUGCCAUCAACAAACCUGGACCAUCAACGCCAGAUGAAAGGAGACAAAUAGAUUAA